This is a messenger RNA of Xiphias gladius (swordfish), 797 nucleotides long. RefSeq names its product R3H domain containing-like (gene r3hdml). Lineage: Eukaryota; Metazoa; Chordata; Actinopteri; Istiophoriformes; Xiphiidae. The transcript has 5 exons. The coding region runs from base 1 to 759 and encodes 252 amino acids. The record is from RefSeq and is a predicted model, not a curated record.
AUGGGUGCCGCCUGCGCUCAGCUCCUGUUGGCCGCCACCCUCUGGAUGAUGCCUCACAUGGGAGCCGCCGCCGCCGCCGCCGCCGUGCUGUCGAGCUCCGGGGAGCUGCUCAACACGACCAGAGCUGGCGCUGGGACACAGUCUGACAUCAGGAUGCUCACUGGAACUGCCGGUGUAUCUCGCAGCAGACGCACGCGAGCCAUUUCAUCCAGCGAGAUAAACGCCCUGCUGGAUUACCACAACCGAGUCCGCGCUCAAGUCUCCCCCCCCGCAGCUAAUAUGGAGUACAUGCUCUGGGAUGAGGGAUUGGCUAAAACAGCUUACUCCUGGGCUUCACUAUGCAUUUGGGAUCAUGGCCCGACGCGGGCCAUGAAAUAUAUGGGCCAAAACCUGUCAAUCACUACAGGAAGGUACCAGUCUAUCACUGAUCUGAUCGGGUCCUGGUAUGACGAGAGGCACCAUUUCUCCUACCCGAACAGAUGCAGUGGAUCCGUGUGCUCUCACUAUACUCAGAUGGUGUGGGCGAGCACCAACAGACUGGGAUGUGCUGUCAGGAAGUGCUCCAACAUGUACGUGUUUGGGAGCACCUGGAGGGAGGCGACGCUGCUGGUCUGCAACUACUCCAUAAAAGGAAACUGGGUGGGAGAAGCUCCCUACCAGACUGGGAGGCCUUGUUCCAUCUGCCCGGCCAGCUACGGCGGCUCCUGCUGGAGAAACCAGUGCUCACCGAACACGAAAACCGGGAGGCUUUCAAGUUAAUAACGCCACAGAGGGUUUUACAUUUGUUUUAAUGGAAG